CAAAAGCGUUAGAUGUGAAAAAGGUCAAACUGAAGUUCCUCCCAAGAAAAAAUACAGACGACGGCAAAAAUAUACACAAAUAAUUUGUAGCUCUUGUUAAAAGUCAUUCAGCGAUGGAGUGGGAAGGUGACGAGAAGGAGCUGAAGGCGGCCGGCGCGGUGGCCCUCGGCGGCGGUCGCGUCGGAUUUCUUAUUCGCGGUUGGGAGAUCGAGUCUCGCAAGCGUCCUAUUCUUAGCUCCUCCCUUGUCCACGAGUGGGAAGAGAAGCUUCAGACAUCGCACUUGCCAGAGAUGGUUUUUGGGGAAAGUUGUUUGGUUCUCAAGCAUGUGAGUAGUGGUGUAAAAGUACAUUUUAAUGCAUUUGAUGCUCUAUCUGGCUGGAAGCAGGAAGGGUUACCUCCGGUUGAAGUUCCAGCAGCUGCAAAGUGGAAAUUUCGAUGCAAGCCUGAUGAUCAGGUGAUACUGGAUUACGACUAUACAUUUACUACACCAUACUGUGGAAGUGCAGAUGUCGAAAUACAUGCUGAGUCUGGAAUAGGAGCACCAGUGGAAAGCAGCUGCAAUACUACUUGGGUAGACUGCCAGGAAAAAAUUGAUAAGAUUGCAUUGACGUCUAAAGAACCCAUUCUUUUCUAUGAUGAGGUUGUAUUGUAUGAAGAUGAAUUGGCUGACAGCGGUGUCUCUCUUUUGACUGUUAAAGUGAGAGUGAUGCCGAGUGGCUGGUUCCUCCUCUUGCGCUUCUGGCUCAGAGUUGAUGGAGUGCUUAUGAGAUUGAGGGAAACUCGUAUGCAUUGUACUUUUGCGGAGAAUAAAGAGACGAUUGUUCUCCGAGAAAGCUGCUGGAGAGAAGCCACCUUUAAGGGCUUAUCAUCUAAAGGAUAUCCUACUGAUGCUGCUGCGUAUAAUGAUCCUGGUGUUAUUGGUGACAGGCUACCAAUUGUCAUGCGCAAGACCCAAAAGCUUGUUAUCAGAUAAAUAUUGUAAGCUCUAUUGAGCCCUCAACAUUAAUCAUUACUGAAGAAGUAUUAUUAGUGUCCUUGAAGAUCUUUCUAUGAUGAAUGCUUCUCAUAUUCAUUUGAGGCAACCAUAAUGAGAUUGAUUGGGUACAAAAUUAGUUGUUAAUGAUGUGAAGAGAGUUUCAUACUGUAACCAUUCAGUUUAAAUUUUUCGUAUUCCUGCCUUUCGGUUGACGGAAAUAAAACACCAAAUGCUGCAUACUAGAGUAGAUAGAAACUGAAUCAUAUCAUUCCACAAUGUGUAAUUCUGAUAAAUUCUGUUGGGU
Molecule: messenger RNA, 1281 nt
Organism: Striga asiatica
Lineage: Eukaryota; Viridiplantae; Streptophyta; Magnoliopsida; Lamiales; Orobanchaceae
Source: the annotation of a GenBank genome assembly